AUGGUUGACAUCGUCUAUGCAUGCCAGGAUAUUGAAGAAGAUUUGAAAGUCGGCGUGAAAAGCAUGGCCGUUCGGUUCCGUAAUUCCAUUCCCAUCCUGGCUUACGGACUCUUCUACACGUCCAUUGCGCUCAUUGCACUCGCUGGGCUGCUCACUGGCCUUGGCCUUCCCUUCUUUAUUGUGUCCGUUGGUGGACAUUUCUUCGGGUUCAAGAAUCUCCUCAAGGCAACCCAGAUCGGGAAAUCGUCCGGUGUGGAGAAAAGUGCGAAGUCGUAUUGCUUCCUGAGCAGUAUAUUUUGGGUGCUUGGGUUUGGGAUUGAGUAUUGGCUGUGA
Messenger RNA from Penicillium nucicola, 333 nucleotides. RefSeq lists its product as uncharacterized. Lineage: Eukaryota; Fungi; Ascomycota; Eurotiomycetes; Eurotiales; Aspergillaceae. The record is from RefSeq and is a predicted model, not a curated record. Bases 1 to 333 code for a protein of 110 amino acids. Gene Ontology annotation, molecular function: 4-hydroxybenzoate polyprenyltransferase activity. Gene Ontology annotation, cellular component: mitochondrial inner membrane. The transcript has a single exon. Gene Ontology annotation, biological process: ubiquinone biosynthetic process.